Molecule: messenger RNA, 1479 nt
Organism: Jaminaea rosea
Lineage: Eukaryota; Fungi; Basidiomycota; Exobasidiomycetes; Microstromatales
Exons: 3
Coding region: 1-1479 (492 amino acids)
Biological process (GO): pectin catabolic process
Cellular component (GO): extracellular region
Molecular function (GO): polygalacturonase activity
Source: RefSeq, a predicted model, not a curated record
AUGAAACUGGUCAAGAGGGGCAGCGUUGCGGCUCACAUCCACGUCGCAAAGGAUUUCGGCUUUGGUUCUGGCGCCCCACCCGGCCCUUGGGGCGGAGGUUACGUUCCUGACAGUACGAGCAGCAAGAAGAAGAAGAAGUACAAGACCAAGAAGCCGGGCAAAGACAAGACGACGGGAGAUGGUAGCACCACGAGUAGCCAAGACAAGUCGCCUCCUUCUGACCCUUCUGAUGAAGGCUCGCACUCCACAACUACUUCGCACCCUGACUCCAACUCGACGACCACUACGAAGCCCUCUAGCGCAAAGCCUGGGACCGAUAACUCGACUACCACUUCCACUUCAACCUCGAAUACGACGUCCGAAGACGACACUUAUAGCGAGUCGACAGGUAAUACGACGGGCUCACCCUCAACCACGUCUGGAUGCACCUUUUCGAGCGUCUCGUCUCUGAUGUCCGGCAAAAAGUCGUGCAGGCACAUAGUGCUCAACAGCAUCGAGGUGCCAGCUGGAGAGACGCUCGACUUGGGUGCACUGACGCCGGGCACUGAGGUGACAUUUGCUGGGACAACGACAUUUGGCUACAAGGAGUGGGCGGGCCCCCUCAUCUCCAUCAUCAACUCGAACAGCAUUAGCGUCACAGGAGCCAAGGGACACAUUCUGUCCUUUGAGGGCGAACGCUGGUGGGACGGAUGGGGCGGUCUCGGCGGCAAGAAGAAGCCCAGAGCCGUCUUUGUGGCCAAGUUGGACAACAGCUCGAUCAGUGGACUGAGGCUCAAGAAUACGCCCAUUCAAGGGUUCAGCCUGUCCUGGUCGACGGGUCUUGGCUUCUACGGAAAUGUCAUCGACAAUUACGAGGGAGUCAUGGGGGGCAAAGGACACAACAAUGAUGGCUUCAACAUUGGUCGCUGCACGGACUGCCGCGUCAUUGGAAACACGGUCGACUCGACGGACGACUGCGUUGCGAUCAACAGUGGGCAGUCGAUUAAGAUCUUGCAGAACAACUGCAUCCACACACACGGCAUCAGCAUGGCUCCCGCAGGAAGUGCCAGCGAAGUCGACGACGUCCUCGUCAAAUCGAACCGCAUCGCUCGUGGCAAGUUCGGGCUCCGCCUCAAGUCCUCGUCGAAGGGUAAGGGCUACGUCAACAAUGUUCGCUUCAUCAACAACGAGCUCAUCGGCUUGUGGCAAGUAGGGAUCGAAGUAGUACAGAACUACAAGAAUGGUGUAGGUUUCAGUCAGGCCCAGGCUGGAGCGGGUUGUCCCUUUCAGAAUAUCGAAUUUUCGGGCAACACGGUGUCCGUCACGGAGCGUGCUGCUAAGUUCAGUGUCGCCUGCGCUCCAGGGGCUUGCACUCGAUUCAGUUGGGAUGGGAGUCUCGACGGUGGGGGUAAGGAGGACAUGUGCCAGAAUGCGCCACGCGGUUUGCCCUGCGGUGACAAAAGUAGUGGCGGUGGGUCUGGCGGAAAGGAGAACAGUUGA